This is a messenger RNA of Sus scrofa (pig), 4102 nucleotides long. RefSeq names its product FYN proto-oncogene, Src family tyrosine kinase (gene FYN). Gene Ontology annotation, molecular function: ATP binding; protein binding; protein tyrosine kinase activity. Gene Ontology annotation, biological process: protein phosphorylation. The record is from RefSeq and is a predicted model, not a curated record. NCBI's taxonomy places the organism in Eukaryota, Metazoa, Chordata, Mammalia, Artiodactyla, Suidae.
AAAAAAGGCUAUGGUUCCUUUCCACUCCCCUUCCCAGAGGUAACUAUGGUUAACCUCUGUAUGGGUCCCUUUUCCUGACCCUUUACCAUGUAAUCUGGUAUAUAUAUUGUUAUUUAACAUAAAUGAGAUCAUUUUAUAGGUAAUGCUUCUAACUUGAAGAUGAUCUUGGUCUGUAUAAAUAGAUCUCUGUCCUACCCAUUCUAUGAUUUACCAGCUUCUUAAAUCUUAGUGUUUCCCAGCAUAACCUACUGAACAAUGAUAGUACCUAAUAUACUGGGGUGGUUUUUUUUGUUUAUGAUUGUGUGUCUGUUUCCUGUAAGUUUUCAGAGCUUUUAAGGACAGUUCUAUCAAGUAUUUGUUUAGUGAGUGUGAAUGAAUGUUGGUAUUUUUGCCCAUUUAGAUCAGUGUAAUUUCUGUUAUAUAUAUAAAACGUUAAAUAACAUUGAAAUUUAAAAUUAAACUAAAAUAUCCUAAGUUCUGUAGGGAAUAUAUUAUUGUAAUUAUUGUAAGGUAUAGUUAACCUAUUUCUCAGGUUAUUUCCUAUAACAAUAAUAUUUAUUAAUUUUGUUUAUCUCAUUAAGAUCACCCUACUCUGCAAAAGAGACUUCUGUUACACCACUUUUUUGUUCUUGGGAGAAGUAUUGGUGGCUGCUUGUUUUUGUUUUGUGCAUGUUAAAUGAGUAUGUGCUUUGGCAUCUUUCCGAGGCAGAUCGUGUUUUGGGUGCCAUUCAUCCUUCAUAAAGGUAUCAUUGAUGUCUAAAGAAUAUAUAAAUGCACAAUGUUGUGUAAACAGCAUUGACUUAAUACAACAUCUCUUCAGUAGAAAAAUAGUUGAGGUUUAUGAAGUGAGCCUUGUCAGACACAAUUUGAGCUCUAUUGCUGAGGGUUCCUGUUCAGUAUCAUGCUACUGUUAAUAGCCCUGAUUGAAGGAGAAACCAGUGAAAACAUCUAUCAUCUGAUGGCUGUGGGAUGCCAUCCAAGCUUGUAUCCAUGGUUGUGUCAUGUUCCUGGGUUUGUAAGGGGAAGAAAAUAACACUUGGAUGUUAAGAAUUCAUCCAUAAGCUGUUUCUGUCAGGGGUGGAUGAAUUUCUUGCUCCUGAGUUGAAAUGAGACAUUUAAAUACUGGUAAUAACUUCCUCAUCGCCAGACUCUCUGGAGGAGACACCAAGGGACCAGUCCAGCAGCCAUAUUAAGACAUGUGGUGUAUAUAAAGUUUGCGAUCGUUGGGGGACAUUUUGGAAUUUAGAUAAUGGGCUGUGUGCAAUGUAAGGAUAAAGAAGCAACAAAACUGACGGAGGAGCGGGAUGGCAGCCUGAACCAGAGCUCCGGCUUCCGCUAUGGCACAGACCCCACUCCUCAGCACUACCCCAGCUUCGGCGUGACCUCCAUCCCAAACUACAACAACUUCCAUGCAGCCGGGGGCCAAGGACUCACCGUCUUCGGGGGCGUGAGCUCUUCGUCUCACACUGGGACCUUGCGUACGAGAGGAGGAACAGGAGUGACGCUGUUUGUGGCCCUUUACGAUUAUGAAGCCCGGACGGAAGAUGACCUGAGUUUUCACAAAGGAGAAAAAUUUCAAAUACUGAACAGCUCGGAAGGAGACUGGUGGGAGGCCCGCUCCUUGACAACAGGAGAGACGGGUUACAUUCCCAGCAAUUACGUGGCUCCAGUUGACUCCAUCCAGGCAGAAGAGUGGUACUUUGGAAAACUCGGCCGAAAAGAUGCUGAGCGACAGCUUUUGUCCUUUGGAAACCCAAGAGGUACCUUUCUUAUCCGUGAGAGUGAAACCACCAAAGGUGCCUAUUCGCUUUCCAUCCGUGACUGGGAUGAUAUGAAAGGAGACCAUGUCAAACAUUAUAAAAUUCGCAAACUUGACAACGGUGGGUAUUAUAUCACCACCCGGGCCCAGUUUGAAACACUUCAGCAGCUUGUACAGCAUUACUCAGAGAGAGCCGCAGGUCUCUGCUGCCGCCUAGUCGUUCCCUGUCACAAAGGGAUGCCAAGGCUUACCGAUCUGUCUGUCAAAACCAAAGAUGUCUGGGAAAUCCCUCGAGAAUCCCUGCAGUUGAUCAAGAGACUGGGCAAUGGGCAGUUUGGGGAAGUAUGGAUGGGUACCUGGAACGGAAACACAAAAGUAGCCAUAAAGACUCUCAAACCAGGCACAAUGUCCCCAGAAUCAUUCCUCGAGGAGGCACAGAUCAUGAAGAAGUUGAAGCAUGACAAACUGGUCCAGCUCUAUGCCGUGGUAUCAGAGGAACCCAUCUACAUCGUCACCGAGUACAUGAAUAAAGGAAGCUUACUCGAUUUCUUAAAGGAUGGAGAAGGAAGAGCCCUGAAGUUACCAAACCUCGUGGACAUGGCAGCACAGGUUGCUGCAGGAAUGGCGUACAUUGAGCGCAUGAAUUAUAUCCACAGAGACCUUCGGUCGGCAAACAUUCUCGUGGGGAAUGGGCUCAUUUGCAAGAUCGCCGACUUUGGAUUAGCCAGGUUGAUCGAGGACAACGAGUACACAGCAAGACAAGGUGCAAAGUUCCCCAUUAAGUGGACAGCCCCCGAAGCAGCCCUGUACGGGAGGUUCACAAUCAAGUCUGAUGUGUGGUCUUUUGGAAUCUUACUCACAGAGCUGGUCACCAAAGGAAGAGUUCCGUACCCAGGCAUGAACAACCGGGAGGUGCUGGAGCAGGUGGAGCGCGGCUACAGGAUGCCCUGUCCGCAGGACUGCCCCAUCUCUCUCCACGAGCUCAUGAUCCACUGCUGGAAAAAGGACCCCGAAGAGAGGCCCACUUUCGAGUACUUGCAGGGCUUCCUGGAAGACUACUUCACCGCGACAGAGCCCCAGUAUCAACCCGGUGAAAACCUGUAAGACCCGGUCUGCAGAGCGAGGCCUUGUCCCAGAGGCUUCCCCGCCCCCUCCCCAUUAGCUUUCAAUUCCGUAGCCAGCUGCUCCGAGCAGAGCGGCGAGAACCGUCCAGGAUCAGAUUGCAUGUGACUCUGAAGCUGACGAACUUCCAUGGCCCUCAUUAAUGACACUUGUCCCCAAAUCCGAACCUCCUCUGUGAAGCAUACGAGACAGAACCUUGUUAUUUCUCAGACUUUGGAAAAUGCAUUGUAUCGAUGUUAUGUAAAAGGCCAAACCUCUGUUCAGUGUAAAUAGUUACUCCAGUGCCAACGAUCCUAGUGCUUUCCUUUUUUUAAAAUGCAAAUCCUAUGUGAUUUUAACUCUGUCUUCACCUGAUUCCACUUAAAAAAAAAAAAAAAAAAAAAAAAAAGGUAUUAUUUUCCAAAAGUGGCCUCUUUGUCUAAAACAAUAAAAUUUUUUUUCAUGUUUUAACAAAAACCAAUCAGGACAGGUGUUCGUUUUUUUCUUUUUUCUAAAUGUGAAUAUAUACAUUAUAUAGGUCCCUGAACAUACACCAUGUGGGUGCUAACGUGGAGACAGACCGUGGCCAUCGGGGGCCUUAAGGCUUCGGGACCCAAAGUGAAGAUUUGACUGCAAAAUCAGCAUUGAAACACUGGUGUGAUUCUGAAAACCAGUGACCUCAUUUUUUCGGCUUUUGCAAAAGCAUGACUUCUUUUUUGGCUUUUCAUUUGGAUUGCAUUUUUGGGGGUUGUUGACUGUACCUGUAGAUGACUGUUACUUUGACUCUUUUCAGCAGCCCCUGAGUAGAAUUCACAAGGUCUGUUUCCAGUAUUUGCUUCGACUUAACUACGAUUUGUUCUUGAAACGAAAGUGAGCCUCUUUAAGCAAGCAAGCAAGCAGCCAAUACUACCAAGGGAACUGCAAGACGGAUACCACACAAACUUCUUGUAUAGAAACAUGAAUGCUGAAAUGUUUCCAACUGUUUUAAUUUAAUAAACCUUGUAACCACAUUUAAAUGGUCUAAAACCCAUAGCAUUGUAGUCAUGGCAACCUGCUAAACUUUCUUGCAACUAAAACUGAGGGUGGGGGUUGUACAUUUUCCAUUGUAAAAUAAGUGUUUUAAUGUCCUGUACUGCUAAUGAAAUGACUUUCUUUAUGUCCAAGGGUUCUCCAGUGAAAUAACUAUGCACUACUUUACAUUUCAUGGGGAUGCACAAAAAAAAAAAAAAAAAAAAAAAAAAA